AUGUUCUUCUGCGCCAUCUCGGGCGAGCCGCCCCAGGAGCCCGUUGUCUCUGCGAAGUCGGGGAAGGUGUACGAGCGCCGGCUCAUUGUGAAGUACAUCAACGAAAAUGGCACCGACCCCGUCACGGGCGACAAGCUAGAGGAGUCGGACCUGAUUGCGAUAAAAGCUAGCCCAGAAACCGCUCCCCCUCGUCCCCCCACGCAUACUUCCAUCCCGGCGCUUCUGCAUAGCCUGCAGAACGAGUGGGAUGCGCUCGUGCUCGAGACGUACACGUUGCGUCAGCAGUACAACUCGACGCGUCAGGAGCUGAGCUACGCGCUCUACGCGCAGGAUGCCGCCAACCGUGUAGUCGCGCGUCUCAUCAAGGAGCGUGACGCGGCAAGAGAGGCGCUCAACAACAUUCAGGCCGGCACUGGCGCCGUCACGUCGCGCCCCGAGGGCGAAGAUGUGGAGAUGGGCGACCAGGAGGAAGAGUCGGGACAGGUUCUCCCCAAAGAGAUUGCCGAGAAAAUCGACGCAACACAGGCCGAGCUUUCCGCUCUUCGUCGCGAGAAGAAGAAUACCAAGGGGGGCACGACUGCCGCUGAAGCCAAGACCUUCACCUCCAAGCAUACCAUCCCCUCCCUGCACGCCUCCUCACCCGCCGGCAUCACCGCGCUCGCGCUCUCCGCCACGAAGCCCACCCAGUUCCUCACAGGCGGCAACGACAAGGUCGUACAGCUUUACGACCGCGCGACGGACAAGGUGCUCGCGACACUCAAGGGCCACCAGAAGAAGAUCACGCAUGUCGCGUUCCGCGAGAAGGACAGCGAGCCCCGCCUAAUCCUCUCCGCGGGCGCGGACAAGAUCGCGAAGGCCUGGGGCGAGGACGCGGCGUCGGGCGAGUGGGCCCCGCGCGGGACGCUGCGCACGCACAAGGGCGAGGUGACGGGUCUCGCGGUGCACCCGUCGAAAGCAGUGCUUGCGCUCGCGUCCGCGGACAAGACGUACUCGUUGCAUGACUUGAGCCGCCUGGACCAGAAGGAGAUCUUCCGCUCCGCGCCUGCGGACGACGCGUUCUCCGCGCUUGCCAUUCACCCCGAUGGCGCGCUCCUUGGUUUGGGCACGCCGGGGUCCGCCAUCCACAUCUACGACAUCCGUACCGGCGCGCCUGUCGCCGCGCUCACGCCCUCGGACGCCGUGCCUUUCACCGUGAACUCGCUGUCGUUCUCGGAGAACGGGUACCACCUGUUAGCCCCGAGCGGGCUGUCGAGCGUCGCGGUAUGGGACCUGCGCAAGUCGAAGAUGACGCAGAACAUACCGCUGGGCGACGACUUCAAGGUGAACCAGGUCGUGUACGACCUUGGCGCGCAGUUCUUCGGUGUCGCGGGGAGCACUGGGGCGCGGUUGUUUGCGCACAAGUCGUGGGAGGAACUCGUGCGAUUUGAGGAGGGCGGUGAGGUGUCGGCGUUCACGCUCGCGAAGGAUGGCAAGGAGGCGUGGGGUGCGACUGGCAGGGAAGUCAGGAUUUGGGGCUUGCCGGGCUAG
Molecule: messenger RNA, 1527 nt
Organism: Schizophyllum commune H4-8
Lineage: Eukaryota; Fungi; Basidiomycota; Agaricomycetes; Agaricales; Schizophyllaceae
Product: WD40 repeat-like protein
Exons: 3
Coding region: 1-1527 (508 amino acids)
Biological process (GO): DNA repair; protein ubiquitination; mRNA splicing, via spliceosome
Cellular component (GO): U2-type catalytic step 1 spliceosome; cytoplasm; Prp19 complex
Molecular function (GO): protein binding; ubiquitin protein ligase activity
Source: RefSeq, a predicted model, not a curated record